Adineta ricciae is the source of this 825-nucleotide messenger RNA. The record is from the annotation of a GenBank genome assembly. NCBI's taxonomy places the organism in Eukaryota, Metazoa, Rotifera, Eurotatoria, Adinetida, Adinetidae.
AUGAGUGAAGCAGGUGAUAUCAUCCAACCAACUAUUGAUACUAACACAAAAAAUGUCAAUAUCGAAGUAGCAGCUCGUGAACCGUGGCCUUUGAACGCGUUUCUGUAUGUUCCAUUGAAAGAACAAAUGGUCCUCUGGGCACCUGAAUGUUUGACAACACUGUGUUUGCUACGUAAAGCACGCGUCCCAUCGUUAACUAUCGAACACGUUCGUAACGCAGCGGAAAUGUCGAAUUAUGGAAGUCCGCCUGUCUUAGCUUUGAACAACCGAGCGUUCAGUGAAUUCGAUGAGAUUGCUAAUCUGAUCGAGCUUAAAGGACUGUUACCGAGCAAUGAUGGACAAAAUUCCACAGUUGAUAGUUAUUCAAUCUUAUGCACUGAAACACUUGGCUCAUUGAUGAAAUACUUUCUACUCUGCGAAAAAGCUGGAAUAACUGCGUAUCAAUCGUUUACAUCCGUAUAUCCUUGGCCACUUGGUUUCAUUCUCUAUUUAAUCUAUCGAAAACAGACGAUUAAAGCAUUACAAGUCAAAGAAAUCUGGUCUUUGUCUUACGAACAAUAUUUUGCUCUGCAGGCAUUAAAUAAAUUCGAAACAACGGUUAAAGCACUGUCAGAUAAGAUUCAGCAGAAUAAUUCAAAUUAUCUUCUCGGUGACAAUUUUACGAAAGCCGAUGCUCAUCUCUAUGGUCAUUUGUAUCCUAUACUUCAUUCGAGGGUGGCUGAAUAUGAAGCAUUACGAAAUGCGCUUGAAAAAUUGCAACCAUUGGUGAACUACGUGAAUAACUUAGAAAAAGAUGUUCACGGACUGACUGUCUUAGUGUCAUGA